Molecule: messenger RNA, 3043 nt
Organism: Microdochium trichocladiopsis
Lineage: Eukaryota; Fungi; Ascomycota; Sordariomycetes; Xylariales; Microdochiaceae
Product: putative alfa-L-rhamnosidase
Exons: 7
Coding region: 146-3043 (965 amino acids)
Biological process (GO): carbohydrate metabolic process
Source: RefSeq, a predicted model, not a curated record
CGUCAACUUGACAUGCUCGAGGGCCGUAUAAGAGGAGCAUUCGUUGCUUUUUUGUGCCAAUCAUCCCUGCUUAUUUUCAGCCAUUCACGGGUCUAAUUUGUUUUCUUCCUUCCUUGCCUCGGAAAGCUGACAACGGGGCAACGACAUGGAGGCGACCUCACAGCAACAGCAGCAGCGGCACGAGCAGCCUUGCAUCGCCGGCCUGCGUUUCGAGCACUACUCCGUAGCCCACCAGCUCGGCACCCAGGCCGUCCGGCCCCGGCUGUCGUGGAAGUUUGCAAAUGUUCCCGCCGGGUUUGUCCAGCUUGGGUACGAGCUCGAGGUUUACGAUUCCACCACCAUUAUUACGGAUCCUGGACAAAAGAUUUUGCAUCGCGAGGUGGUCGAGUCGGACCAGAGCGUGCUGGUUCCCUGGCCGGCGAAGCUGCCGGACUUGGUGUCGAGGCAGGCCGUGUUUGCGCGGAGCCGGGCGGCCGAUGCAGAAGCCGCGCAAAACACCAUACGGACCCCGUGGAGCGAGCCCGCAAGCAUCGAGACGGGGCUGCUCGACCGCGGGGACUGGCAAGGCCAGCUCAUCUCCUCGCCGCCGUCGUGGGGGGACGAGUGCCAGUCGGCCGCUGAGACCCCGCGGGGCGAGGAGCUGUACCGCGCCGAGUUUGAUGUCGUCCAGCCAGCUACACCCGCCGCUGUAGAAGAAGCACAGCGACAGAUCCGAUCGGCACGGCUGUACAUCACGGCGCAGGGGGUGUACGAGGCCGAGAUUAAUGGCCGGCGGGUGGGGGACGAGUUCCUGGCGCCCGGGUGGACCGAGUACCGGAGCCGGCUACGGUAUCAGUGCUAUGAUGUCACGGGGUAUAUCCACGGGGGCAGCAGCAGCAACAGCGUUGGUGGUAGACCCAGGAAGAAUGUGAUUGGGGUCCGGGUCGCCGAGGGCUGGUUCUGCGGGCGGCUGAGCUGGCUGGACGACUCGAUCGCGAGGAACCACUUUGGCGAGCGGCCGGCGCUGCUUGCACAGCUCGAGGUUACGUUUGUGGACGGGGCGAGGCAGGUCGUUGUGAGCACGGACUCGUCGUGGAGGGUGACUAGGGGGCCGACGCUGCUGGCUGAACUGUACGAUGGCGAGAAGUACGAUGCGCGGCUCGAGAUUGAAGGGUGGUCGGGGGCCGAGAAACACGCGGCCGCAGCGCAGUGGGAGCCCGUGCCGGUUCGCGGGCCUCUGCCGGACACGGUGGCUCUUAUCACGGGCGAGGCGGCACCCGUGAGGCGCAUCGAGGUCGUCCGGCCGGUCCAGCGGAUCACGACGCUCAGCGGCAAGACGAUCCUCGACUUUGGGCAGAACCUCGUCGGGUACACGCGGAUCAAGAGGGUCAGGGCCCGUCGCGGCCACAAGAUCACGCUGUCCCACGCCGAGGUGCUCGAGAAGGGAGAGCUGGGGACGCGGCCGCUGCGCAAGGCGGCCAACCGUGACGAGUAUACGUGCAAGGGGAGCGACUCGUCCGCAGGUGAGGGCGAGACGUGGGAGCCGCGCUUCACGUUCCACGGGUAUCGAUAUGUCCAGGUGGAAGGCAACAACGACAACAACGACAACAAUGGCGACCUGCUGUCCUGCGUCGAGACCGUCGUGUGCCACACCGACAUGGCGCCCGCCGGCUCCUUCUCCUGCUCCGACGAGCUGCUCAACCGGCUCCACGCCAACGUGACGUGGAGCAUGCGUGGCAACUUCCUCAGCAUCCCGACCGACUGCCCCCAGCGCGACGAGCGGCUCGGCUGGACGGGCGACAUUGCCAUGUUUGCCCCGACGGCCACCCUGCUCUACAACUGCACCGACAUGCUGCGCGGCUGGCUGCGCGACCUGGCCGCCGAGCAGGCCAAGCACGCCGGCGUCCCGCCCCUCGUGGUGCCCAACGUGCUCACCCGCGAUCCCUUCUUUGGCCGCGUCACGCCCGUUGCGGUCUGGGGCGAUGUCGCCGUCCUGGCCCCUUGGGCGCUGUACCAGGCCAGUGGCGAUGUCGAGAUCCUGCGGGAGCAGUACCAGAGCAUGCUGGACUGGGUCGCUGCCAUUCCGAGGAACAAGACGGGCAACACGCACCUGUGGAAGUCCUCGCUCCUCCAGCUUGGGGACUGGCUCGACCCUUCGGCACCGCCCGACAACCCGGCCGGCGGCAAGACAGACGCGAUCCUCGUCGCCGAUGCCUUCCUCAUCCACACGCUCGACACGACCGCUGAGGUCGCCGCGCUCCUGCACCAGAACACCGACGCCGAGCGUCUGCGUCGCGAGGCCGCGUCUGCGCGCUCCCAGUUCGCGCACGAGUACCUCACCCCGGCGGGCCGGCUUGUGUCCGACUCGCAGACCGCGUACGCCCUGGCCAUCGUCUUCGGGCUGUUCCCCAGCCCAGCCCAGCGCCGGCACGCCUGUGACCGGCUGGUGUACCUCGUGCGGCGCAACGCGUUCAAGAUCGGCACCGGGUUCGCCGGCACCCCUUACAUCUGCGAGGCCCUGACGCUCGCGGGGCACCAAGGCGGCGGCGGCGAGGACGUCGCGUACGCGCUGCUGCGCAACGAAGAAUGCCCCUCGUGGCUGUACAGCGUCAAGAUGGGCGCCACGACCAUCUGGGAGCGCUACGACAGCAUGCUGGCCGACGGGAGCGUCAACCCGGGCGAGAUGACGAGCUUCAACCACUACGCACUGGGUGCUGUGGCUAGGUGGAUGUGGGAGCGUGCGGCGGGGCUCAAGGCGCUCGAGGCUGGGUGGAGGAGGAUCCAGGUUGCGCCCGUCGUGGGAGGAGGGUUGACGAGGGUGAAAGCGGUGCAUUAUACCCCUUAUGGGAAGGUGGGGAGUCAGUGGGUGCUGGAGGAGGGUGAAGAAGACGAAGAAGAAAGGUUGCGCAUGACAGUCACUGUGCCACCAAAUGCCACGGCCGAGGUGGUCUUUCCUGCCGGUUCUGAGACGGAGAAGCUGGUCGUGGGCUCAGGCGUCCAUGAGUUCAGUGUCGCUGUCAAGGUUCCUGCGUGGCCAGUGAAGCCCAUUGGAUUGUUCGGGUAG